Molecule: messenger RNA, 2573 nt
Organism: Ceratitis capitata (Mediterranean fruit fly)
Lineage: Eukaryota; Metazoa; Arthropoda; Insecta; Diptera; Tephritidae
Product: protein bric-a-brac 2
Exons: 1
Coding region: 104-1735 (543 amino acids)
Biological process (GO): regulation of transcription by RNA polymerase II
Cellular component (GO): nucleus
Molecular function (GO): protein binding
Source: RefSeq, a predicted model, not a curated record
AAGACGAUAAUUUUUCACGGCAGCAGCAUUCCUUCAACUUCGGCCCACACACCCAACUACCUUGCUUUGAUCGCUCGGUGCUCCGCCAAACGGCACCGUCAUAAUGAACGCGUCACAGCGUCAAGAAUUCUGUGUGCGCUGGAACAGCCAUUUGGGUAGUAUUGGUGCGGCAUUUCCGCAGCUGUUGGCCGGCCAGCGUUUUGUCGAUGUCACAUUGGCGUGCGAGGGACAUCAGGUGCAUUGUCACCGGCUCGUUUUAGCCGCCUGCUCAUCGUACUUCGAAAGUAUUUUGGCUGAGAAUCCAUGCAAGCAUCCGGUCAUCAUUUUGCCCAGCGAAAUCAAGUUGUGGGAGAUUCAGGCGCUAGUCGAUUUCAUGUACAAAGGCGAGGUAAAUGUCACACAAGCCGGUUUGCCGCAACUGCUGCGCUGCGCCGAACAAUUGCGUAUACGCGGUCUUUAUGGUUCGGAUGCUGCAUUGAAUUUGAAUCAGUUAAAAGCUCUAACGAACAAAGCAGCCGCGGCGGCAGCUGCAGCAGCAGCGACACAACAGCAACCCGAUGGCAUUGAGACGGAUACAGACACCGCCACUAAUUCGACGACAACUACGACAGCGACAGCGGCCAGCGCGCUGCAACAAUUGCAAGCUGGAGGCGGCAUGACGACGGCCAUGAUGGUUCAAGAGCUACAGCAACAGCAGCACCACCACCAGCAACAACAACAACAGCAGCAGCAAAAGUAUCAACCGAAAUUCAUGAUCAAGAAGGAAAUACAGACACCGCCAGAAAUAGAGCAGGAACAGCAAAUGGAUCAGCGUCAGCAACAGCAACUGUUGCAGCAGCAGCAGCAGCAGCAACAACAACAACAAAGCAACGGCACAAUCGGACACCACCUCGAACACCAACAACAACAACAACAGCUCUCCCAUCAGCAACAACAACAACAACAGCAACAGCAUCUUCAACAGUUGCAGGCACAACAGCAACAACAACACCAACGGCAGCAGCGCGCACCCCAAGCGACGUUAGCACAUGUCGCAAACGCCGCUGCCGCCAUGGCCGCCGCUAGCGCAACAACAAAUUCGAAUGGCGGCAGCGAAGAAGAUGAAUCAGCCGACGACUCCAACUCGAAUCCAGCAUACGAAGAGUAUGAAAAAUAUGCACUGCAACAGAGGAUCAUGGCAAACAAUCUGAAGGCAUCACAGGCAGCAGUUGGAGCAGGUGGUCAUUUAGACUCUACCGUUGAGGAGGAUCACAAUUAUGUGGCUGCGCACGAUGAGGACAGUAGCUAUUGUGCUGACACUGAACACGAUAACUCAGCAAACGCGUCCUUACUCAACAUGUUGGCUACGCAAGCAAAUAAUAGCAGCGCUGGCGGCAGCGGGGAAAUAGCUGGCUCCUUGAAGCGUGUGCGUCGCUCCGAAGCAUCCCUGGCACAAGCGGCCAAAUGCGUUUCGAAAGGACAAACCUUCCAAACCGUGAGCAACAUGUUCAACAUACCAGUCUCGACAAUACGCUUCUAUAUGGCACGUAAGGGCAUUUUGCCGCGUAGGAAGCGUGGGCGUGGUGCAUCAUCGGCUGUCAGUAACGCGGCUCCCAGCGGAAGUUUAAUGAACACCACAGCAGCGGCGACUAUGUCACAAGCGCUUUCGCAAAUAAAACGUUCAGAGAGCCCCACGGGCUUUCCUGCGCAUCAGCUGGUCAGCAGCGCCAGUGUGGGCGGUAAGGCGCAUAUUUAAUUGACGCAACAAGGAAGACAGAAAGAAGAAGUAGGAAUGUGUUAAGCUUGUAAAGUGCAACAUUAAGCAUUUGGAAACUCUCAACGGUUACGAGUGAGAUUUUACAAAACUAAAACCAAGCGCCAUAUUAAAAAGAAAAGAAAUAAAAAACAUAAAUAUACAUACAUACAUACAUACAUAAAUACUCAUAAAGUAUAUUUAAGUAAGAACGAAAUCAGAAACGCCAAUUUAUGUACUUACAUACAUAAAAAUAUUAUAAAUGCUUUUACAUAAAUACUUGGAUAUAUAUAUUUUUUUAAUUUAACGCUGCUUAAGUAAACUUCAUACAUACAGACAUAUAUUAUAUUCUAAUUUAAGAUGUACAAAGUAUUCGUAAUAUUUAGUUCGCAAUUUAAGUAUUAAAAGUAGUCUUUUUACAUUUACAAACAUACAAACAUUUAUACAUGUAUAUAAAAUGUUAUACAUUUGUUAAGUGCGCGACGACAGUUUGUGCAGCUAACUGUAUCUCAAUGCAAUUUAUAAUAAAAUUCUUUUGUAUGUACCAAACAUUAAUAUUUAAUGUUGUAUUUCUCCGGUUGUUUUUGUGCAUUUGAAUUAUAUUUAGAGCCACGUAAUGAGUUUGGUAAAUAUGAAUGUAAAUAUUCACUUAUAUUAUCAUUUUUUACCGCACAAAAAUAAAUCAAUUGCAUUUUUAUUCUGUAACAGUCACCACUUGCUGCUAGGUAACUAUAAAAUGAAAUGUGUAGUAUUAAGCUUCAACUAAGUCACCGUUAAAGAAGCGUUUAAUGUGCUAGUGUUAAAGUGAAAAAUAUGUGUAUCAAAAAAAAAAAAAAAAAAA